Molecule: messenger RNA, 1566 nt
Organism: Melanaphis sacchari
Lineage: Eukaryota; Metazoa; Arthropoda; Insecta; Hemiptera; Aphididae
Gene: ras
Product: inosine-5'-monophosphate dehydrogenase
Exons: 9
Coding region: 156-1508 (450 amino acids)
Biological process (GO): GTP biosynthetic process
Cellular component (GO): cytoplasm
Molecular function (GO): IMP dehydrogenase activity
Source: RefSeq, a predicted model, not a curated record
UCAAUAAGAUAUUUUAUUUUAAUAUUUUGAUUGUUUUGUGUUUCAGUGACUUUAUAUUAUUGCCUGGAUUUAUUGAUUUUGUAGCAGGAGAUGUUGAUUUGUCUUCACCUUUAACAAAGAAUAUUACUCUUCAAGCACCAUUAGUAUCAUCUCCUAUGGAUACUGUAACUGAAUCAGAAAUGGCUACAGCAAUGGCACUUUGUGGCGGCAUUGGUAUUAUUCAUCACAACUGUUCACCUGCCUAUCAAGCAAGUGAAGUACUGAAAGUAAAAAAAUACAAACAUGGAUUUAUUCGGGAUCCUGUAGUUAUAUCACAAGAUUUAUUGGUAUCUGAUGUUUUUCGAUUAAAAGAAGAACACGGAUUUUGUGGUUUUCCUGUCACUGAAAAUGGUAAAUUGGGUGGUAAAUUAGUUGGUAUUGUUACAUCUAGAGAUAUAGAUUUUCUUGAAGGAUCUGAACAAUUACAACAAUCAGUCAACUUGGUAAUGACAAGAAUAGAAAAUAUAAUUUCAGCGAAAUCUGGGGUAACUUUAGAACAAGCCAAUAGCCUUUUAGAAAAUUCUAAAAAAGGAAAAUUGCCUAUUUUAAAUGAAAAUGGUGAAUUAGUUGCAUUAAUUGCCAGAACAGAUUUGAAAAAAUCCCGUAAUUAUCCUAAAGCAUCAAAAGAUGAAAAUAAACAACUUUUAGUUGGUGCCGCUAUAGGAACACGCGAGGAUGACAAGGAAAGACUUCAUUUAUUACAUCAAGCUGGAGCUGACGUUAUAGUUUUGGAUUCAUCACAAGGAAACUCAGUGUAUCAAAUUGACAUGAUUAAAUACAUUAAAAAAAAUCUGCCAUCAUUACAAGUUAUUGCAGGAAACGUUGUUACUAUGGCACAAGCCAAAGCUCUUAUAGAUGCUGGUGCCGAUGGCCUAAGAGUUGGUAUGGGCUGUGGUUCUAUUUGUACAACACAAGAAGUAAUGGCAGUUGGUCGGGCUCAAGGAACUGCUGUUUACAGAGUUUCUCAAUACGCUUCACAGUUUGGUGUACCUGUUAUAGGUGAUGGUGGAAUUCAAUCCAUAGGUCACAUAAUUAAAUCGCUUGCACUUGGAGCAUCCACAGUGAUGAUGGGAUCUAUGUUAGCUGGAACUUCUGAAUCACCUGGUGAAUAUUUCUUUUCAGAUGGUGUGAGGUUAAAAAAAUAUCGUGGUAUGGGAAGUUUGGAAGCAAUGAACAGAAAAGAUGCUAAAGGAUCAGCAUUAAACCGAUAUUUCCAUAGUGAAAAAGAUUCCUUGAAAGUUGCUCAAGGUGUCAGUGGAACAAUUGUGGAUAAAGGUUCUGCUCUCAGGUUCUUACCAUACAUACAGUGUGGUUUAAGACACAGUUGUCAAGAUAUUGGUACUAAAUCGCUUAAAAAUCUCAGAGCAAUGAUGUUAUCAGGUGAACUUAGAUUUGAAAGACGUACACAUUCAGCACAACUCGAAGGAAAUGUACACAGUCUAUUUUCAUAUGAAAAACGAUUAUUUUAGUAUAAAAAUGUAAUAUUUGUUACUUAUCAACUAAUUUUAUACUUAAGUAAAUACAAAA